AUGGGAGACGAAAGACCAAGCCUAGACAUGUGGCCCUCAAAGCUAUUCACAAUAGUUCGCACCCUUCAGUUAAUCGUCAGCUUAGCGGUAAUAGCCGUAAGUGUGUUGAUGGUUAACAAUGAGUCUUGGCCGUAUAUCAUACUCACAAUCCUUGUCGGAUGCCUCAUGGCCAUCUAUAAUCUCUUUCACUUCUACAAUCACUGCCGGCGAAGGCCCUUUCACCCACUCACAGGCAUUACUGUCGACCUGCUGUUCUUCAUUAUGUGGUCCGCCAUAAUAGUGAUAUUCUUAAUAUUAGCGGGAGGGGCAAUACAGUAUCGCUGUGCCAGUUUGGCGAAGACACCUUAUAUCAAGCCAGCCGGGACAGAUACGAGUGGGUGGGACCAGUAUCUUGUUACGGAAACUAGGUGUGAUAUAUUGAAAUGGGGAUUUUCAUUAGUUGUCGUCGAAGCGGUAUUGGUCACAAUAUCAACUAUAUUGGCUGCGGGGGCGCAGGUCAGUAAGGACAGGAACAAAAAUGGCCAUUGCAGAUGUUGCAAAUAUAAAGCUCUCGGAGAUGCGGAGUCGUGUGAGUCGACGCCGAGGACUUAG
Morchella importuna is the source of this 591-nucleotide messenger RNA. RefSeq lists its product as uncharacterized. The coding region runs from base 1 to 591 and encodes 196 amino acids. The record is from RefSeq and is a predicted model, not a curated record. NCBI's taxonomy places the organism in Eukaryota, Fungi, Ascomycota, Pezizomycetes, Pezizales, Morchellaceae. The transcript is spliced from 3 exons.